AUGCUUCAUCUACUAACAUCGAUGCGCUUAAAUACGAGGGUUUCCAACAGAUCAUUAGCAGUUUAUAGGGGCCUCGAUAGCAAAAAGCUGCUUUCUCAAAGCUUCUGGAACAUUUCAACCCCAUACACAAGGACCAAUAAACAGGAAACCCCCAUAGACUCCGACACCACUCUAAGUCCUAGAGCAUCGGAGUAUCCUAAGCUGCUAGCCUUCAUUGAUGGUGAUACUGUCAAUGAGCAGCAAGAUCUAGGUCUUCGUCACCGAGAGCUGGCUCAGAGCUUCAGGGAUACUCCGAUAUUCACGGCUGCUGUCGAUAAAUUCGUCCACUCAGAGUUACCGCCGAGCCAACAGAACUCGAAUUUGGUUCCCCAAUAUGGAUUGAUUGGUACUCGUCGAGACGGUAGAGCCGUGACCUCUUUAGAGGAUGGCCUCGUCAUUGGUAAUGGCAAUAUUCCUUGGUCUGCCUUUAUUUGUGGCUCCCAAGGAGCAGGGAAGAGCCACACAUUAUCCUGCCUCCUAGAAAAUGCCCUUGUUGCUCAGAAUAAUGCCGGUGCUCUUCCCUACCCACUAGCAGGCAUGGUUAUGCACUACGACAGUCACGCAAACUACAACACAGCCCAGGUGUGCGAGGCGGCUUAUUUAUGUUCCGCAGGUAUUCCAGUAACCGUCCUCGUUUCGCCAUCCAACAUCUGGGCGAUGAAGCGCUUGUAUAGCAAUCUGCCAGGCUUAGCUCCGGACAGCCCAAAGCCGAAAGUUGUGCCCCUUUAUCUCGAAGAACACCAGUUGGAUGCCUCGAGAAUCCUAAAGCUCAUGGCUGUUGACCCUACGGCUGACAAAACCCCACUAUAUAUGGAGAUUGUGAUGGACAUCGUUCGUGAGAUAGCCAUGGAAGGAUCGGCUUUCACCUAUUCGAGAUUUCGGAAACGUAUUGAUGAUAUGCCGUGGAUGGAUGGACAAAAGAUACCUCUAAACCUCCGUCUUCAGCUAUUGGAUAGCUUCAUGGCACCCUCACCGAUGACAAAGUCGACCCGGCCAGCGCGGUCAUCGGAGGAUAUUUGGGCCUUUGAGCCAGGCUCUUUAACUAUCGUUGAUCUGAGCGACCCUUUUAUCAGUUCAGAUGAAGCAUGUACGCUAUUCUCGAUCUGUCUCUCUAUAUUUCUCGAGGAGCGGAAUAAAUGCGGGCGUAUUGUAGCGAUGGAUGAGGCUCAUAAGUUUCUAGCGCAAUCUGGCGAGGCGCUUGUCCUUACCAAUGAGUUAGUCUCGGUUAUCCGCCAGCAAAGGCAUACUGGGACACGCGUGGUAAUUGCUACGCAGGAGCCUACGCUAUCGCCUAAGCUUAUCGACUUGGCUAAUGCGACAUUUGUUCACCGAUUCCUCUCCCCGAGCUGGUAUGAGGUCCUCAAAAAUCAUCUCGCCGGAGCUAACAGGCAGGACCCUGGGAGCAAUAAUUCACUUUUUCGCACAAUAGUCGGCCUCCGAACGGGGCAGGCGCUUCUAUUCUGCCCGACGGCGCGGAUGGAUGUGGAUGACGAGGCGCCUGGUGGCACCAAGUGGAUAAAACCUCUCAAUGACAGCUACAUCAAUAUCCAAAUCCGCAGGCGCUUGACUGCUGAUGGGGGCAAGAGUAUCACGGCUACGAGCGCAUCUGAAAGCCCUAAGACAUGGGUGGACAUUGACGUCCCUAUGCACAUUGUAGAGCCGAUGACAAAAGACGACAAGAAAGGGAAGAAGAAGAAGAGUGGAUCUAAGACAUUAGAGAAGCUAAAUGAACUAGCCAGUUGGAGUAUCAACAAUGCAGAUGAAAAUAUAACUCACAACAGCCAGGAAGUCGCAGAUGAAGAAGUAAUAGAAAUCGACAACGAGUUCGGGGGCAUCCCCCAGUCCAUAAUCGAAGUAGUAAAACAACAUGCCUCUUACAUGGUCCGGAAGCAUGGUUGGAUUGCAUUUUCAUCUUCAACGAAGAAGGCGAAGAAAACGUUCUUGACUGGUUUAGAAAAAAAGCUCAACAUGCCGCCUGGGGCGAUUACGGGGGAUUGCGAUUUUAUACACUGUAUAGCUGAAAUUGCCGAUAUACAUACAAUGGAACUUUGCCAAGCCGAGAAAAAGAAGAAGGAUGCGAAGGCAAAAGCAAAGGCUGAGGAGAAAAAGAAGAAGGAGAAAAAGGAGAAAAAGGAGAAGGAGAAGAAAGAGAAAAAGAAGAAGAGGGAAGAAAGGAAGAAGGAAAAGGAGGAGAAGGAGGAGAAGGAGGGAAAUGAAGAAAAGGGGGAGAAGGAGGAGAAAGAGGAGAUGGAAGAGAAGGAAGAAAAGGAGGAGAAGGAAGAGAAGGAGGAAAAGAAAGAGGAGAUGGAAGAGAAGGAAGAGAAGGAGGAAAAGAAAGAGGAGAUGGAAGAGAAGGAAGAGGAGAAGGAGAAAGAGGAGAAGGAAGAGAAGGAGGGAAAGAAGGAGAAGGAGGAAAAGAAAGAGGAGAUGGAAGAGAAGGAAGAGAAGGAGGAGAAGGAGGAAAAGGGGAGUGAAGCGGAUAAUGGAAAAACAAACGAAUAA
This is a messenger RNA of Daldinia loculata, 2541 nucleotides long. RefSeq lists its product as uncharacterized. Gene Ontology annotation, molecular function: actin filament binding. The record is from RefSeq and is a predicted model, not a curated record. Gene Ontology annotation, cellular component: actin cytoskeleton; plasma membrane. Gene Ontology annotation, biological process: actin filament bundle assembly. The transcript is spliced from 4 exons. The coding region runs from base 1 to 2541 and encodes 846 amino acids. Lineage: Eukaryota; Fungi; Ascomycota; Sordariomycetes; Xylariales; Hypoxylaceae.